Molecule: messenger RNA, 462 nt
Organism: Macrosiphum euphorbiae (potato aphid)
Lineage: Eukaryota; Metazoa; Arthropoda; Insecta; Hemiptera; Aphididae
Source: the annotation of a GenBank genome assembly
AUGUUGAAAUACCAUUUAAAAUUGUACUUUAAUGUUUUUCAGGUGUUUCAAAAUCAUUGUAAGUUGGAAUACCAUAUAAAUGCCACAUUAGAUGCUGAGCAUUUUAUAAAUGUAUUAGAAAAAAAAGAGAAAUCCAUUAUUGAGCAGCUAGAUUCUGACAGGUUUUUAUUAUACUGGCAGUUAUUGAAACUUAUGAGAAAACGUUUGGUACCUAUCAUUGAAUGCAUCCUCCUGUGUGGUAGACAAGAGUUAGCUUUGAGAGGUCACCGAGGAGAGAAAAGAAAUAUAUUAAUUGAUGAAAAUGCUAUUCAAAAUGCUGGAAAUUUCCGUGCUAUUUUGCAAGUCAGAGCCAAAGGAGAUAUAUUUUUACAAAAUGUCUUAGAAGGGACAGAUACAAAUAUAAAAUAUCUUAGCCCUGGUAUUCAAAAUCAAUUAGUAAACAUAUGCAAUGAUAUUAUUUAA